UGGGUGUGUGGAUCGAGUGCUCUUCGUCGGGUUUCUGCCUCCCUGGCCUUACUGUUGUGGGAAUUUUCUCGUCUCCCUGACCCUCUGACGAAGCAAGUUCUUGCGGUGUGCAACGAUUCAUCCCUGCAAAACAGAUCUCUACAGUACAUUGUUGAUUGUUCCAUAUGUAGAGAAAUGAAGAAAAUAUGUAGAACUCGAAGGCGAGUUACCUCUCAAGUUUCUCGAUGAGAGGAACGUACAUUACCUGCCUGUCAGGAGCAUGCCUGGUUGGCUGGUUCGUGACGUUCGUCAGUCAGGAGUCGGGAUCUGCAUUCUUGCACCUUACAUCACAUCUUUGUCAAUCUUCUGUUCGGUAUCUCCUGCUUCUUCUUCUUGAAUCCGAUCCUUACAUGAUAAAAGAACCUUUUCUCCUUUUCUGCAAUUAUGACUUGCCAAGUUGUCAUGAGCUUUCAGAGUUUUGCUUUAUAUUUUUAAGAAUAAUGCGGAGCAAAAACUGCUGCAGCUUAAUUAGAAGUUAGAACAAUGCAGCUUUUGCCCCAGCAGAGAUUUUAAACGCCUAUGCAUUACUACUCGCAUCCUUACAAACGACGCUGUUAAAUCCGACCUGAGCUGAAUUCUCACCAUUUCGAGAUUACUGCCAGAUUUUAUAGCGGGGACAACCUUUUUUUGGAUUGUUGUACCAGAAAUAGGUUAAAUCGUUUGAGACGCUGUCACUGUCAUCAGCUGCAACCACGGGUACUACACUACUACACAGAGCCAUGAAUACAACAUUCUCUGACAGCCUAACGUUAAACCACUCUGCUAUUAGUAGUGCUGUGCAACGUCCCCGUGCGACAAGCCAAUGAUGGCCAGAGCUGCACUUCUUCCUGUUGCGUUGCUGCUGUGCCUUGCACUGGCUGGCAGCGCCAAUGCUGCACGGAAGUCAGCGGUCGGAUUCUAUGAACUCAAGAACAAGAAGGGGGAUUUCUCCAUCAAGGUCACCAACUGGGGCGCUGCCCUCGUCUCUGCCAUUGUGCCUGAUAGCAAAGGGCACUUGGCUGAUGUUGUCCUUGGGUAUGACACUGCUGCUGAAUAUAUGCGUGGCUCUGCUUCAUUCGGAGCGACGGUUGGGCGUGUAGCCAACAGAAUCGCCAAUGCCCGCUUUGUUCUUGAUGGGAAAACCUAUCACCUCCUCCGUAACGAUGGAAACAACACGAUUCACGGAGGCCCCAAGGGGUUCGGCAAGGUCAUUUGGACGGUGAAGGACCAUGUGAGCCAUGGUGACUCCCCAUACAUCACCUUCUACUACCACAGCUUGGACGGAGAACAAGGAUUCCCAGGCGCCCUCGACGUGUACGUGAAGUACCAGCUCUCCCGCCAGUACGACCUGAGCAUCCGCAUGAACGUAACCGCGAGGAACAAGGCGACGCCGGUGAACCUCGCAAACCACGCGUACUGGAACCUCGCCGGCCACGGCAGCGGCGACAUCCUCAAGCACGAGCUCCAGAUGUUCGCCUCACACUACACCCCCGUCGACGGGUCCAUGAUACCGACGGGCGAGGUCGCGCCCGUGGCCGGCACGAUGUACGACUUCGGCAGGCGGAUCCCCGUGGGCACGAACAUGAAGAUCGUCCCAGGCGGCGGCGGCGGGUACGACAUGAACUACGCCGUGGACGGGCAGCAGAACGCGAUGCGGCCGGUGGCGCGCGUCCGGGAGCCCAAGUCCGGGCGGGCGUUGGAGCUGUGGGCGAACCAGCCCGGGGUGCAGUUCUACACCGCCAGCUGGCUCAUCAACGAGAAGGGGAAGGCCGGGAAGGUGUACGGGCAGUACGGCGCGCUGUGCCUGGAGACGCAGGCCUACCCUGACGCCGUCAACCACCCCAACUUCCCGUCGUCCAUCGUGAGGCCCGGCCAGGUGUACAAGCACGACAUGGUCUUCAGGUUCUCCUACCAGGCUACCUACGACGCAUGAGACGUCGUAGUGGCUGAUCAUCCGUCGUUUUCUUGUGGACUGUGCUGUAACAUGUUGGUAGCUUGUGUAAUAAGAUGUGGCAUUGGGACAUGAGGUUGCUGUCAUUUGACCGCGUAAUAAAAUGCCGCUUCAACUA
Hordeum vulgare subsp. vulgare (domesticated barley) is the source of this 2087-nucleotide messenger RNA. Its product is annotated as galactose mutarotase-like. The record is from RefSeq and is a predicted model, not a curated record. Gene Ontology annotation, molecular function: carbohydrate binding; aldose 1-epimerase activity. Lineage: Eukaryota; Viridiplantae; Streptophyta; Magnoliopsida; Poales; Poaceae. The coding region runs from base 842 to 1951 and encodes 369 amino acids. Gene Ontology annotation, biological process: beta-D-galactose catabolic process via UDP-galactose, Leloir pathway; glucose metabolic process. The transcript has 6 exons.